AUGGGGAAAGACCUGGUAGAGGAGAGAGCUCAAGAGCAAUUCGGGAGCAGGGCCGUUAUUGAAGAUAACUCAACUAGCUUCCAGGAUGCCGAACAGGGGGAUGAACCUGACAUGGAGACGAUUGAUCGCAUUUAUAAGAAAAUCGAUUGGAGAAUAAUCCCGCCAUUUUGGACCCUUUAUUUCCUGUGUGCGGCCAUCAGGUCCAGUAUAGGGCUGGCUCAAACGAUGAAUAUUGACCAAAAGCACGACCUUCGCAGCGUGCUAGGCAUAUCUUCUCACCAGAUUUCAACCAGCCUGGCGCUGUUCUAUGUCUGCUAUGUGAUUUUCGAUCUACCGUCCAAUCUAGUAAUGACGAGGCUAAGUCCUCGUGUCUGGAUGAGUCGCAUUGUUAUCAGCGUUGGCGUCAUCGGGUGUUGCUUCGCCGCAGCCGAAGCUGCGUGGAGUUUAUAUUUACUCCGACUCCUCCUUGGAGUUGUCAUCGCGGGCAUGUGGCCAGGUAUGGCGUAUUAUCUCACACUUUUCUACCCGCCCUCACGCACCGGAAAACGAAUCGGCCAAUACUUCACUGCAGCACAAAUAUCCGCAGCAGUCGUUGGCCUUGUCUCUGCCGGCUUCCAAAAAAUGGACGGCUUGAAAGGCCUCGUCGGAUUCCAGUGGAUGUUUCUCCUGUAUGGCAUCGCGGGUACCCUUACUGGAAUAAGUCUCUUCUGGUGGCUCCCGGAGCGCCCGCUUCCACCAGGAGAGAAAUUACUACCCAGAUCAAAGUUUUUAUGGUGGGUUCCUCAACCGACUCCUGUGCUCAGAGGGCGGGAUGCAGAAAUUCACUUUCGCGAUUUGAAGCGGGCGUACCAUAGCACCCGAUGGACCCUGCGGGACCUCUUCCGCGUGUUGAUUGAUUGGCGCCUGUGGCCACUUGUAAUCAUGUACUUUGGAGUCGUUGGCGUGGGAAUCGGUGUGCAGAGUUACGGGACUGUUAUUAUCCGAGCGGCGAAUCCGUCAUUAACGGGUGUUGAGUUGAGUUUAUUAUUCGCUCCAAUCUGGAUUAUGGACCUAAUCGCCAUUCUCCUCAUAACCCCACUCUCGGACCGCUUCCACCACCACCGUGCCAUCUUCUUCAUCGUCCCGGUCCUAAUCCAAAUCGUAGGCCUGCUCCUGACAACCUACACUGGCACAGCCACAAAUACCUGGUGGCGCUAUGGUGGCCUGCUCAUCGUUGGUUUCGGCCUAGGCCCCACCGUUCCAAUAACUAUGACGUGGACAAACGAGCUCUUCCAGUCACGCCAUGGGGAGGUGGGCGUAGCAGCAGCAUCUGCGCUCGUCUCGGGUCUAGGUAAUUUGGGAAGCAUCCUUACUACGUAUGCACUGUAUACUGGCUGGACGAGCGAUCGUGAGGCCAAGGGGACUAAGAAGUAUCGGAAGAGUAAUCUGGUUAUGGUUGGGAUAUUGUGUGCAAGUACUGUGGCAGCGGUGUUGCUGGAGGUGCUGUUGAGGAUUUUGGAUAAGAAGAAUGGAGCCGGCAAUGGGGAUGGGGAUGCGAAUGGUGGUGAUGGUGCAGCGAGGAGAGAGGUGAAGCAGAGGGGGUUGAAGGGAUUGUGGGUUUUAAAGUUGUUUAGGAAGUAG
This is a messenger RNA of Paracoccidioides brasiliensis Pb18, 1620 nucleotides long. RefSeq lists its product as uncharacterized. The record is from RefSeq and is a predicted model, not a curated record. Gene Ontology annotation, biological process: biotin import across plasma membrane. Gene Ontology annotation, cellular component: membrane. The transcript is spliced from 4 exons. Gene Ontology annotation, molecular function: dethiobiotin transmembrane transporter activity; solute:proton symporter activity; biotin transmembrane transporter activity. Bases 1 to 1620 code for a protein of 539 amino acids.